GGGGAAGUGCCGUGGGGUGGGUGAAGCCUCCGGCUUGGCCGCGGUCACCGUCCCCGGCUGCCACCCACCGGCCCCUUGCUGGCACCCGCUGCACCCAUGGGUGUCCUCCUGCUCCUGCUCCUGCUCCGGACCCCAGCAGCAGAGGCCCUGAUGGAGCCGGAGUUCUGCUACAUCCUCGAUGCCAUCCUCUUCCUCUAUGGCAUCGUCCUCACCGCCAUCUAUUGCCGCCUCAAGUUCAGCGUUUACCGAGCAUCACAACAGGGAGCCACCAAAGAGAAGGAAGAAGCCGUCUAUGUUGGGCUCAGCAGUGAGGGCCAAGAGACCUACGAGACCCUCGAGAUCAAAAGCUCCUGACCCCCCCC
This is a messenger RNA of Neopsephotus bourkii (Bourke's parrot), 362 nucleotides long. RefSeq names its product Fc epsilon receptor Ig (gene FCER1G). NCBI's taxonomy places the organism in Eukaryota, Metazoa, Chordata, Aves, Psittaciformes, Psittacidae. The record is from RefSeq and is a predicted model, not a curated record. The transcript has 5 exons. The coding region runs from base 97 to 354 and encodes 85 amino acids. Gene Ontology annotation, molecular function: IgE receptor activity. Gene Ontology annotation, cellular component: Fc-epsilon receptor I complex. Gene Ontology annotation, biological process: cell surface receptor signaling pathway.